AAAUGGGCAAAUUUAUGAAACCCAGGAAGGUGGUGCAGGUCUUAGCUUGUUGCUACUCCGUAUGCAAGGCGGUCAUCAUGAAGAACAUUGAUGAUGACACAUCAGACCGUCACUACAGGCAUGCUCUGGUGGCUGGGAUUGACCACUAUCCCUGCAAAGUGACAGCUGCCAUGAGCAAGAAGAAAACUGCCAAGAAGUCUACGAUCAAGUCUUUCAUGAAAAUUGAUAAUUACAAUCACCUCAUGCCUACAAGGUACUCUGUGGAUAUCCCCUCAGACAAAACUGUUGUCAACAAGGACAUCUUCAGAGACUCUGCUCUGAAAUGCAAGACUUGACAGGAGGACAAGGUCAAGUUUGAAGAGAGGUGCAAGACCUGCAAGAACAAAUGGUUCUUCCAGAAGCUGCAGUUUUAGAUCUUUUUUGUUUUGGCCAUUAAAAAUCAAAA
Molecule: messenger RNA, 445 nt
Organism: Phyllostomus discolor (pale spear-nosed bat)
Lineage: Eukaryota; Metazoa; Chordata; Mammalia; Chiroptera; Phyllostomidae
Product: 60S ribosomal protein L27-like
Exons: 1
Coding region: 3-335 (110 amino acids)
Biological process (GO): translation
Cellular component (GO): ribosome; cytosolic large ribosomal subunit
Molecular function (GO): structural constituent of ribosome
Source: RefSeq, a predicted model, not a curated record